GCACCACCAGACAGCGUGGUCAAAGGUGACCCAUGGAGCUGCUGAAGCUUUUUCUCUUGCCGCUUGCGGUGGCACUUCAAGAGCUCAAUGAUGAAACCUUUGAGCAUCAAACCCAGGCCUCCACCGGUAUGACGACGGGCAGCUGGUUGGUGUCCUUCGGCCUCGACUUGGAAGAUGCCUUGGAUGCUGUGGAGGAAGAGCUCAGGGAGGCCUAUGUAAUCCCUGCCAUGGUGAAGGACGGCAAAGAACUGUGGAAGAGGUUCGGCAUCAAGGAGCCGGUGGCUUUGCUCUUCGCCAAGCAUAAGCUCUAUCGCUACAAGGGCUCCAAGUCCUCGACGGAGCUGCUGGCCUUUGUGCGAAAAGCCUUGGAUGGAGAACUGCACGGGGAGCAGAUUCCGCCAGAGAGAAGUUUCUUGGAGAAGCUAUGGGAGCGUUUCAUGGGUCAGGGAGAGCUUUGACAGGUACAUGACUGGUGAAAAAAGG
This is a messenger RNA of Cladocopium goreaui, 483 nucleotides long. NCBI's taxonomy places the organism in Eukaryota, Dinophyceae, Suessiales, Symbiodiniaceae. The record is from the annotation of a GenBank genome assembly.